Sesamum indicum (sesame) is the source of this 2513-nucleotide messenger RNA. RefSeq names its product protein NRT1/ PTR FAMILY 4.3. Gene Ontology annotation, biological process: transmembrane transport. The record is from RefSeq and is a predicted model, not a curated record. Gene Ontology annotation, cellular component: membrane. Lineage: Eukaryota; Viridiplantae; Streptophyta; Magnoliopsida; Lamiales; Pedaliaceae. Gene Ontology annotation, molecular function: transmembrane transporter activity.
CGUAGCUUGUGGGAGUACAUAGAUAUUGGAGGCCAAUGGCCUUAAAUCCAGUGCAGAGUCAGAUAAAUUUAUAUUCUUGAAGAAAAUAUACAUAUGUAUAUAUAUAUAUACACACACUCUAUGUAUCUAUAGUUGUUGUGGAGGGCUUUUCUUUCUUGAAAGAGAGCAGUGUAGUAUAUAUAUGAUGAUGAUGAGUGUGUGAUAGUGUGGGCAACCGAAGGGGAAAUUAAUGGAGAGGUCAAGAAUGCAGGAGGAGGAGUACUACAAUAAGGGAGAAAGGGUUUAUGAAGAAACUAGUACUGUUGAUUGGAGAGGAAGGCCUUCCAACCCUAACAAGCAUGGUGGAAUGAGAGCUGCUGUUUUUGUAUUAGGGCUUCAAGGAUUUGAGAUAAUGGGAAUAGCAGCAGUUGGGAACAACCUGAUAAGCUAUGUCAUAAAUGAGAUGCAUUUUUCAUUGUCAAAGUCUGCAAACACAGUCACAAACUUCAUAGGAACUCUCUUCAUCCUUGCACUCUUUGGAGGCUACCUCUCUGAUUCUUACCUUUCUUCCUUUUCCACCAUCCUCAUCUUUGCCUUUCUUGAACUCUCUGGUUUCAUAUUACUAUCAGUGCAAGCUCAUCUCCCCCAACUGAAACCACCAAAAUGCAACAUGUUAAGUGAUUCAGGUGAUGAGCAGUGUGUGGAAGCCAAGGGGAUGCAGGCCCUAAUAUUCUUUGUGGCCCUUUACUUGGUGGCAUUGGGGAGUGGCUGUGUGAAGCCUAACUUGAUUGCACAUGGGGCUGAUCAGUUCAGCCCAAACCAAUCCAAGAAACUCUCCACAUACUUCAAUUCUGCCUACUUUGCCUUCUCCAUGGGUGAGCUUGUGGCUCUAACGCUUCUAGUUUAUGUCCAAACACACUCGGGAAUGGACGUUGGUUUUGGGGUGUCGGCUGCCGCCAUGGCCAUGGGGCUGAUCAGCUUCAUUUCUGGGGCUUUCCUUUACAAGAAUAAGCCUCCUCAAGGCAGCAUCUUGAGCCCUAUUGCACAAGUGUUUGUGGCUGCAACUUUGAAGAGGAAGCAUGUUUGUCCAUCUGAUCUCGUGAUGUCUCAUGGAAUUUACCACAAGGAGCCUAAUUGUGACAAACCCAUUUCCAGCAGUUUUGGUAAUCCACACCCCACUGAAAGAUUCAGAUUCUUGAACAAGGCCUGCAUCAAAUUACAAGAUGGAAAUAUCCAGAAGGAAAGUCCAUGGAGGCUUUGCUCUGUGUCCCAAGUGGAGCAAGUGAAGAUACUAAUUUCCAUCAUUCCCAUAUUUGCAAGCACAAUUGUUUUCAACACGAUUCUAGCACAACUCCAGACAUUCUCAGUCCAACAAGGGAGUUCUAUGAAUACAAAGUUAACCGAAACCUUCCGAAUUCCUCCCGCUUCUCUCCAAGCCAUCCCUUACAUUAUGCUAAUAUUCAUCGUCCCUCUCUAUGACACAUUCUUCGUCCCUUUUGCUCGUAAAAUCACUGGCCACGAUUCCGGGAUCACCCCUCUACAACGUAUUGGGACCGGCCUCUUUCUGGCAACGUUUUCCAUGAUCUCAGCUGCCCUUAUGGAGAAAAAGAGAAGGAAUGCUGCUGUUAAUGAAAACGUGACAUUAUCGAUAUUUUGGAUCACACCGCAGUUUCUUAUAUUUGGGAUAUCAGAAAUGUUUACAGCGGUUGGCCUAGUUGAGUUCUUCUACAAGCAGCCCUUGAAAGGGAUGCAGUCAUUUUUAACAGCCAUAACCUACUGCUCAUAUUCAUUUGGCUUUUUCCUAAGCUCAGUUCUUGUGACCCUUGUCAACAAGGCAACCUCGGAUUCAUCAGGUGCUGGAUGGCUAAGUAACAACAAUCUCAACAAAGACAAAGUGGACCAUUUUUAUUGGUUGCUAGCAGUUCUCAGCUUUAUCAACUUCCUCAACUAUCUCUUUUGGGCAACAUGGUAUUCUAACAUUAAUCAGUCUCCGUUACUGGUCAUCGCACAGCAUGGUCCUAAUAACCUAAAAGUUGGAGGAGGUGAUGCUAUAUAUCCCUUGAAUGAUAUCAUAUGAGUGAUAAAUGCAAGUCUUUUCUUGCUUCCCUUGAGAGUUGAUACUUGUACUGAGAGUAGAGAAAUUUUAAGAAACAAUAGUAAGCAUAGGGAUCUAUUAACAUAUUGUCAUAAAUGUAUAUAAAUGGAUGUAAUAUUGAUGUUUAGUUGGAAGGUAAUCUCAGUAGUUAUUCUCUUAUCUCAUAAUUUGAUUGUACCCAUUAAUUAGACAGGAAAAGACAGGUAGCUGCUAUUUGUAGCAAGAAGGUUGCCUUUUCAGGGUUUCUAAAGACCAUUCGAGUGAAGUACAUGAUGCACCUUUAAAGAUCCAUUGCAUCUGAAGUUACUGCUACAGAGUCAAUAUCCUCUUUGUCACAGAACAUGGGCAAGCAGUGGACUAGCCAGUUAGAUAGUGCCAUCUACUUGUUAUUGCCCUCAACUUUUUGUUUUGAAGAAUAUGGCCCCCCUCCCUACGGCAA